This is a messenger RNA of Aspergillus fischeri NRRL 181, 726 nucleotides long. RefSeq lists its product as uncharacterized. Bases 1 to 726 code for a protein of 241 amino acids. Lineage: Eukaryota; Fungi; Ascomycota; Eurotiomycetes; Eurotiales; Aspergillaceae. The transcript has a single exon. The record is from RefSeq and is a predicted model, not a curated record.
AUGCCCGAAAUCCUCCUCCCAGACACCUCAUCCAUCACCUCCUCAACAGCCUCCUCUCUCCUCCUCUACACCAACCACCAACACCAAACAACCCUCACCAGACGCAAAUCCCUCCCUCUCCGCCGCUUAUCAGUCUGGCUCUCCCGCCGUAUCUCCAAGCAGGGAUUAAACGCCACGUACGAUAACACUCAUCACACUCUGACUCACGAUGAAAACUACACCGACUAUGACGCCCAAAAAGUCACGUCCGACCUUAGCCUCAACCGUGAACGUGAACAUGAACACGACCGCAAGAUAAAAGAAUACGAGGCCGAGCGCAAUCUCUCCGAAUCCUAUGCGGCGUAUUGUCGCGCUUUCACGUCUGCGGGCGAGCACCUCUACCACCAGAAACGCAGGACGUGGAUGAUGGACGGGGAGGCGGAUCUGACGAUGAUUUCGGAGGAUUCUGUCCAUGGACGUGGACAUGGACAUGGACAUCCCGAGGAGGAUGAGGAGGAUGAGGGAGGUGUCCUUGACGAACCAUCAUCCAAAGCUGUACCCUCACCCGACACCGAACUAGAACUAGAACUAGAACUGGGGCUAUCGCCGCCGCCUCAUAUCCUCACGCCGUCGCUGUACGCUGAGAUGCGUCGCGUGGCCAGCGACAAGAAACAGGCCAGGAAACGGCUCCGGGAACGCCGGUUGUGGUCGUGGUUCACUUGGAUUCGUCAACGCGAGUCUCAUUGA